CGCUCGAGGAUUACCAUGUGGACACUCCUUCGUUUGCCACUCAGCCCGCGUGAGCCGAAGAGAAUGGAAGUCUACUCUCUGGUCUGACAGAAAGAGAGACAUUCCACGUUUGUGCUCUUGGUCCAGCAUCCUUUGCCUCUUCAUUCUCGAGUGGAAUUCUGGCUUUAGGCUUAGUUACUUAAUUUUUUCCCUGGAAAGUUGACAAUUUAUAGGCUGCUUUGGAAUAUUGACUUGAGUGCAAGACUUCGAGGAAUGGAGUCGACACCGAGUCAACUACCAGCGGGACGAGACUCCAGCUCUUCCCCCACUGGCAAGCAGGACGUGCAAAGCUUCACUAACCCCAACCUGAAACCAAAUCAAGUCAGCGAGACUGCUUUGUAUGGCGUGCCCAUUGUAUCCUUGGUUAUAGAUGGCCAGGAGAGACUCUGCUUGGCACAAAUCUCCAAUACAUUGUUAAAGAACUACAGCUACAACGAAAUUCACAACAGACGUGUAGCCCUUGGAAUCACCUGCGUCCAGUGCACGCCUGUUCAACUCGAGAUCUUGAGGCGAGCGGGCGCAAUGCCAAUAUCCUCGAGGCGCUGUGGCAUGAUUACCAAGCGCGAGGCCGAAAGGCUAUGUAAAUCUUUUCUGGGUGCUCACAACCCACCAAAGUUACCUGAAAAUUUUGCAUUUGAUGUUUCUCACGAAUGCGCGUGGGGAAGCAGAGGUAACUUCAUACCGGCCAGGUAUAACAGUUCGAGGGCGAAGUGCAUUAAAUGCACAUAUUGUAACAUGUAUUUUUCCCCAAAUAAAUUCAUAUUCCAUUCUCAUCGUACUCCCGAGUCCAAAUACACCCAGCCAGACGCAGCAAACUUCAAUUCUUGGAGACGUCAUCUCAAACUUACUGACAAAAAUUCAUCGGACGAUGUUGCACAUGCGUGGGAGGAUGUAAAGGCAAUGUUUAACGGCGGCAGUCGUAAGAGGACUCUACCGAUGAGUGGCUCUGAAAUGUCUAUGAAGUCACAGGCCUCCGGAAAUGUACCCCAAAGAAGUUCCCCCGAGGUCCCCAGAAAAACGUUGCGCUGUGACGAGGACAGAGGUAGCAACAUAAGCCUGGCAAAUAGCGUCCGGAACUAUCCAGUUAUCCCUGUCCCAAGUAAGAGUUUUGGGAUGCUUCAAAAAAUCCCCCCACCACUUUUCCCCCACCCUUAUGGAUUCCCUGCAUUUGGAUUGUGUCAAAAGAAGGACGAGGGAGUAAGGGAAAUUAAUAAAACCAAUGUCUCAGGCGUCUUUUGGCCAGGCGCAAAGGACAGUCUCUAUCCCUCUUUCCCCAUGUUUUGGCCUACAGCAGGUGGCUUGUCAAUGCCACCAUACCAACAGUCACAACCAAAACCGUCCAAUGAGCUUUUAAGUGUCCGGCAGAGUGAGCUUGAGGUUAUGGACCAAAGUGACCGGUGCGCAAACACAUCGAAGGACAGCUUCAACGAUAGCGAACGCUGUUCUAGUUCCCAGUCCGCCAGGAACGACGAAGAUAAAUCUGGGGACGAGGCCCGGUCAAAGGAAGUUCUCCCCACAGCGCCACAGAAAAUAGGCUACAUCUCCGCGUUCAGGCCUGUAGUGAAAGAUGCUGAUAGCAUUGCCAAGUUGUACGGCAACAGGGACGCGUACAGCAGCGUCCGAUCCGGUUACUUAUCCCCAGAUUUCGUGAGCGAAAGUUCCAGUUACAGAUCCGUAUCGCCGGAUGUGGACAGUGCAGACGACCCCGACGUGGAUGUGGAGUCCAACAGGGGUCAGGAGGAUGAAGACUCGCUCCAGCUUUCAGUGGAGGACCGUCAAAGUCCCCGGGUAUUAAACUCGUCCCAUUCUGGGCCCGAGGAGAGUCAAGAGCCGGUCUCCAGUCCAAGACCAAGACAGGAUGAUUCACACACAGGGUCAUCUGAUGAUGACAGACGCAGUGAGCCAGUGUUAGAGCGUAACCACACACCAAAUUAUGAAGUGUACACACAUGAAAAGGACGAAGACGUGCCUUUGAACGGCCAAUCGUUUGGAUCAAAACCUCCAAGCAGCCCGCGGGAAUUGAACGGAAUCCACCGUUUAUGUGUUCCACAAAAACGAGUAGGUAGUCCAGAUGGCAUGUUGGAGGAAACAUACCAAGACCAAAAGGAAAGCCCAUUGCAUUUGGACGUAUCUGUAGAGGGACUGAUUCAGUGCGUCACAGGUGAUGGACCAUUGUGCAGUGAUGUCAGCAAAAUCCAAGAGAAGGACAUGAGAAACAUGGCCAAGGAAGAACUGCAAAAGCAACUUUUGGAACAAGUAGAGCUGCGGAAAAAGCUGGAACGUGAAUUUCAGAAUUUGAAAGAUAAUUUCCAGGACCAAAUGAAACGAGAAUUGUCAUACAGAGAGGAGAUGGUCCAGCAGCUUCAGAUUGUUAGAGACACUUUGUGCAGCGAGUUGGAUCAAGAAAGAAAGGCUCGUUAUGCAAUACAGCAAAAGCUAAAAGCUCACGACGCCUUACACCAUUUCUCCUGCAAGAUGCUGACCCCUCGCCACUGUACUGGAGCCUGCACCUUUAAACCACCUCUGCUGCCACCCUAAUGGGCCACCACAUUCCACACCUGAUCCUAGAACAGCCAAAAAGAAGUGAACAUUGACAAGAAAGGCAUCCUCAAGAGGUCACUCACACCAUGCUCUUCUGUGCCCCCUUACCAGUUCUGUCACUUGCAAGGUUCAACAACCUACAGACUUAGUAUACACCCGGCUGUUUGGAUUUCAAAAUUGAAGUGGAUGGAAGAUAUAAAGACCCUCCAUUGAGUUGAACUCUUGAGUAAUGGAUGAUGCACCUGAACAGGGGUAUUGUAUGUACCUAACAUGUAUCCACUGUUGAAAUCAAGUUGUAAAGGUCCCUGGAGAGUCUCUUUGUAACCAAUUGCUCUAGGUAUCCUGGAAAAAUAUAUAUGUGGCAAUGUGCAAUGACUUGUAUAUCGUGAUAUUUCAUGAUAAAAACAGCUACCAUUAUUUAAUAGUUAUUUCAACACAUUGUGUUUUUACAUUUAUUAAUUUAAUUUAUUAAUAUUGAAUUAAUGUUUUUCUGUAUUUUGGUUAUAAUUUGUUCCGAGACAUGAAGCAGUGUAUUUUAUUGAUAUCAAGCACUUUAAACUGGGAAUUUUUCACAUUGGAACACAAUUCUACUUGAAUAAGAAACUGUAUUGGAAAUUAUUUGAGUAUCUUGUGGAAUCGAAACAGCGUAUCAGCACUUACUAGCUCCUCCCCACAUCUGAUACAUAAAAUGUAUACAUUUCAGUGUAUAAUGUUUCAUCAAUCAAUUGUCUGUGUAUUGUCUACGUGUACAAAAUGUUCACAUAAAUCAUGAUUAUUGAUUUUUUUUUUCCAACAUAUAUUUGUGUGUUAGACAACACUUAUGGUGGCGUGUAAAGGUUCAGACUCAUAAUUUGUACCUACUGGGAAAUUAAAUCAUUGUUGUUUUAAUGUA
Molecule: messenger RNA, 3472 nt
Organism: Osmerus eperlanus (European smelt)
Lineage: Eukaryota; Metazoa; Chordata; Actinopteri; Osmeriformes; Osmeridae
Gene: skor1a
Product: SKI family transcriptional corepressor 1a
Exons: 9
Coding region: 253-2577 (774 amino acids)
Biological process (GO): negative regulation of BMP signaling pathway; negative regulation of transcription by RNA polymerase II
Cellular component (GO): nucleus; transcription regulator complex
Molecular function (GO): RNA polymerase II cis-regulatory region sequence-specific DNA binding; DNA-binding transcription factor activity, RNA polymerase II-specific; SMAD binding
Source: RefSeq, a predicted model, not a curated record